Messenger RNA from Nasonia vitripennis (jewel wasp), 1676 nucleotides. RefSeq names its product nascent polypeptide-associated complex subunit alpha (gene Nacalpha). The record is from RefSeq and is a predicted model, not a curated record. The transcript is spliced from 5 exons. The coding region runs from base 818 to 1453 and encodes 211 amino acids. Gene Ontology annotation, cellular component: cytoplasm; nascent polypeptide-associated complex. Gene Ontology annotation, biological process: protein targeting to membrane. NCBI's taxonomy places the organism in Eukaryota, Metazoa, Arthropoda, Insecta, Hymenoptera, Pteromalidae.
GCUGGAGCCAGGCGUGUGGAUCGGCCUUCAAAUUUACACACACGGCAAAAGGUGCUCCUCGACAACGGCACAUCAUUUAAGGUAAAAAUCCAUCGAUUUUCCAAGCAUCGUUAAUUAAUCUCCAUAAAUAAAGCAAAAAUUCAAUUCCCGCUAACUAAAUCUAACAAAGUUUGACGAUCAUAAUGCCCGUUUCAACGUAUCGUCACUUUAUAGCCUUAUCAUCCCAAAAGUCGUCUCGCGGGUUUUGCACGAAUUUCCUCGAACGCUACGACGUAUUGUUUGGUCGCGUUUCUUAUCGAUUAUUGUUCGAAUAUUUACGAAAAUGCCUCGUCGUAACUUUUAUUUUGCAAUGCGCUUAUACGAUCGAUCGAUAAACAAGAUCAGAAGUGUCGGCUCGAAAAAAACCGGCCUCGGAUAGGCAUUGCCUCUUUUAGACACAUUCUCGGGCGCCAUAAUAACGUUCCUCCAUAGUUUCACAUAUAGCCGCGAAUGGACAUGCGAUAGAUUACUUAUGCCGUGAAAACGCAAUUUUCCUGUUUUCGCUGAACAUUAGUAUAUAGCAUCCUCAGUGUUUGAUGUCUAUUGUUGACCAUGAGAGUGUUUAUUGGAUUUAUCAUUUCGGAAAAAAUUCUGAGUCGGCGGGAGGCGGCAGUGAAGGGGGGGAGGGACGUUCGUAAAAUCACUGCGAACACGUGCAUUCAGUCCUAACUUGAUCUCUUGAGAAAAAAGUACUCGGGAACACACGGCACCAAUAGCCCUUUAUUUGGCUUCUCCAGCUACUGUACGCGCGAGUCUAUAUCUGUAUUGCUAAAACAAAAUGCCAGAACUAACUGAGCUCGAUAAAGCUGCAUCGUCGGAGCCCACCAAGGCCGAGGCAGCAGCAGAAUCUGGAACUGACUCAGACUCCGAUGACACAAUCCCUGAAUUGGAAGAUGCCGCAACCGGAGGUGUCACCUUUGCAGGCAAUGUUCCAGGCAUGCCAGUUGACAUGGUUUCCAAGGCCAAACAGAGUCGAGGAGAGAAGAAGGCCAGGAAAAUCAUGAGCAAACUUGGCUUGAAACCCGUCACUGGAGUCAACAGGGUGACGAUCAGGAAGUCCAAGAACAUCCUCUUUGUUAUCAACAAACCAGACGUUCUCAAGAACCCGGCUUCAGAUACUUACAUUGUCUUUGGUGAAGCUAAGAUCGAGGAUCUUAGUCAACAAGCACAAGUAGCAGCAGCAGAGAAGUUCAAGGAACCACCAGUAAUUUCAGCAGCUGAAGCUGGUGGUAGCACAACUGUUGUGGCUCCUAUACAGGAAGAGUCUGAAGAAGAAGUGGAUGAAACAGGAGUUGAAGAAAAGGACAUUGAACUUGUCAUGAGUCAAGCAAGUGUAUCUCGAGGGAAGGCGAUUAAAGCUCUCAAGAACAAUCAGAACGAUAUUGUCAAUGCUAUUAUGGAAUUGACGAUGUGAUAAAUCAGCUUGGAAAAAUCGUUAGGAUAUGCUCGUUUCGGCUCUCUUUGUGGGGCAUUAUUUUAUCAUCCGUGAAUCACAUUUCUGUGUAUCUCAUUGCGCUCUGGAUUACGAAAUUUUGGGACAUAACAAUUUCGUGUCCUUGGACCAGUGUCAGUCCCAAGAAACAAAUUUACAUGUAUAUACAUAAUUCAUAUAAUAAAAGUAAACUUCAUAAGGCUAA